AUGGCGCUCACCUGCCGCCUCGUUCUCCUCCUCGGCGCCGCCACAUUGCCUCUGCUCUUGUGCCUCACUGCAGAGGCGCGCGAGGUGGGCGUGAACUACGGCAGGGUGGCGAACGACCUGCCGGACCCGGCGGCGGUGGUGCAGCUGCUCAGGGAGAACGGCAUCACCAUGGUGCGGAUAUACGACACCAACGACGCGGUGCUGAGGUCGUUCGCCAACACCGGCAUCAAGCUCAUGUUGAUGCUGCCCAACGAGAACCUGGCCGACGCCGCGCGGAGCCCGUCGUACGCGGCCGACUGGGCGCGGCGCAGCGUGGCGGCGUACCUCCCCGCCACGCGGAUCCAUGCCGUCUCCGUGGGCAACGAGGUGUUCGACUCGAGGCCGGACCUGACGCCGCUGCUCGUCCCCGCCAUGACCAACGUGCAGGCCGCGCUGGCGCAGCUGGGACUCGCUGACGCCAUCAUGGUGUCCACGCCGCUGUCCUUCGCCGCGCGGACCGGCUCCUACCUCACCAUCAACCUCUACCCCUACUUGGCCACCGACGUCGAGCUCGCCAUGACCGGGGCCGAGCUCCCCAUGGCCACCGACGUCGAGCUUGCCAUGGCCGCCGGGGCCGAACUCGCUGGGGCCGUCUGCGUUGGCGCUGAGCUCGCCAUGGCCACCGGGGCCGAGCUUGCCCGCAGCCGUGCUGAUCUCGCCGUGGCCGCCAGGUCCAAGCUCGCCCCUCCCCCAUGGCUGGAGCUCGAGUAG
This is a messenger RNA of Miscanthus lutarioriparius, 750 nucleotides long. The record is from the annotation of a GenBank genome assembly. Lineage: Eukaryota; Viridiplantae; Streptophyta; Magnoliopsida; Poales; Poaceae.